AUGGCUUUUUCAUUUGGUUCGGGCCAGUCGCAAACUACUGGUGGAAAGGUGACGACGGGAGCAGAGCUUCAGGAAAUCGAGACACAGCAAAUCGGGUUUCUAUCCAUUGGGCACAAUGCAAAAGUUAAAUUGCUUCCUGCUCCCUGGCCAGAGGACUCGCUACCCCCGCCUACUUCUUCAUUAUUGAGUGUCACGUCGAUAAAAGGUCUGCUUGCAGCUGCAGGGCCGGAUGGAAUAGCGAUUGCACGCACAGAAUCAGUUCGAAAGGCGUAUGCAAGCGAACCUGUGGAUGGUAGUGAUGUCAGGGCCUUUCAACCGGAGCUACAGAUCCAACUUCCGAAGAGGGUCUCUCACCUCGCGUUCUCAGCGGAUGGUAGCGCCUUGGUGGUAGCAGUUGAGGGCGGCGAUGCAUUGGCCGUUUAUGAUGUCUCGGGACUACUACAGGGGAAGACACAGCCGACAGCUACACUCAACAUAAAUGGUGCAACACUGCGAGCUUUAGCCCCCAACCCGAAUCCAGACACAUCUGAAUUAUUUGCGGCAGUGACAAGCAACGGUGAGCUGUUGAUUGCCAAUUUGAAAACAAAUCAACUUGUUUCGGGCUCGACAGGACCUGUGUUGAAAUCCGGUGUCAGCUCUGUCUGCUGGAGUAAUAAAGGUACCCAGCUAGUAGCUGGUUUGGGAGAUGGGACUGCAUAUCAAGUGAAACCAGAUGGGGAGAAGCAGGCAGAUAUACCCAGAGCUCCAGAGAUUGGAGGUGAUCAUCAUGUGUCUACUAUCCUGUGGUUAGCAAACCACGUAUUUUUUAUCGUUUAUACCCCAACAAAUACCCCUGAUGGACCCCCACCAGCGUCUAAUUACUAUAUAGCUACGAGGAAACCUCCGGACCAGUAUGAGUUCAGAAAGUUGCCUGAAGUUAGCGCUCCGUUUGGUUUGGCAAGGCACCCUGCAUACCAGUUCACGGCCCGUAUGAGAGAUUUCGAACCACACCUAAAGGAAGCUUUAAUCAUUGCGUCUACCGCUUCAACUGAUGUUGGCUUGAUCACACAAUCUACUGCAGACGGCACACCCACAUUCGCAACCCUUACAAUGGCUGAUGAUUCCCGGAGAGCGGUGCUUCCUAUGACUGAGGAUAUGAAUGAUACAUCUCCCAUAGGAAUGUGCCUGGAUCUUUCGAGCGGAGAUAGUGUCAUUUCUCCCAUCCCUGGAGACGAGGAGAUUAAAGAAUCGUCAUCCCCGCUCCCAGCACUUUUAGUCCUCACGAACGAUGGAAUGCUCUCCUCAUGGUGGUUUGUACACACUGAGUCAAUAAAGCAGCAAAAACCAUACAGCGGCCUAGUCUCAGUUAACUCAAAAGGACAGCAAAGCCAGCCGCAGAUCACCCCUUCUCAGCCGGCGGCAGCGACGACUACCCCGGCUAAAUCUCCAUUUGGACAAGCCGGCUUUGGUCAGCCCUCGUUCGGUAAACCAGCCACACCGGGCUUCGGCAUGAGCUCAGCUUUAGGCAUGCAAAGCAAGCCUGCAUUCGGCUCGCCAUCUCCCCUUGGGGCAUUUUCUCAAACUCCAGGUGCUUCCGGUACCACCCCUGCAUUUGGUUCAACUACACCGCAAACAGGCGGGGGUAUGUCUUUCGGUAGCCCCAGCAAUCUUGGAAGUAAUAGCCCUGCUUUCGGACAAACAGGAGCAUUGGGAGCUGGAAGAUCACUGUUUGGACAGCCUUCUCUGGGAACUGGCGGGUCAACGCCUGGCUCUGGCUUUGCUAACGUUGGUGCUGGAGGAGGAUUCGGCUCCUUCGCAUCAUCUGGCAGCGGUUUUGUCAGUGCUGCCCAAACAGCUGCUCCUAGUGCAAGCCCGUUUGGAAAACAAACUUCAACAGAGGGCCCUUUUGGGAAACCCCCCUCCAAGGACAAUCCAUUUGGGCAGCCAGCAGCUACGGAGAGUCCUUUUGCGAAAACAUCUUCUAAUGACAACCCGUUUGCAAAGGCUGGUCAGCCAGUAUUUGGAGCGCCUAGUGCACCAUCUUCUGCGAUUUCGCCAUUUGGACAGCAAACCAAAAAUGAAAAGCCAUCCACCGGAUUUAGUCCUGGGACUGGUGGUUUCGCAGUAGGACCUACAGUGAAACCAGACACAUCAGCUGCGAUGGACGAGGACAAACCGGAGCCAUCUGGCGGGACUUUGUCUAUGGGCUCUGCUUUCGGUGAUAUGCUUAGUGGCAUGAAGUCCAAUAUUCCGAAAGUAGCUACUUCGAAGCCAGCCGAGCCUCCUAUUAGCUCGACGCCUACAGCUGCACCACCAACUUCUAUAUUCUCCUCCCAUAAACAAACCCCCUCUCUAGAUCAGAAGCCACCAUCGUUUUCAAAUAUUUUCAAUGCACCACCACAGCAGGUAAAGUCCCAGCCAACUACCAAAACAACAACUCCCACCGGCUCCUUCAGUAUGAUCCCCGUGGCGAAAAAGACCCCAUCCACCCCCCUGUCUACCCCUGGUGAAUCCUCUCACUCACCAGCAACUAUCAAAGCGGAGACACCGAAGGAGACACCCAGGGCGACCCCUCCAACCCCGUCAGCACAACCUGUUGAAGCACCCCUCCCACCGGAAUCUACAAGCAAGCUUAGCUAUGCUCCUGGUGAUACAUCCGCAUCUUCGUCUGGGGUUUCGCGUAUUUCAAUUGAAGACGCCCCCCUACCACCUGACUUUGUGAAAUCCAAAAAAGAAGAUGCCCCCAAAGAAGCUACAGAUGUGUCCCUUCCCGCAGAAUCUGAGGAAGGUGAUGCUGAUUUCGAAGAUAGCGGAGAGGAUGUUGGACAUGACCUUAGUCCAACGGAUGAGGCAGCAGAUGACCGUGUUCAAAGCUUAAAAACCUCCCCCGAGAGCUCAUUUGGCGGUGCCCCCGACAAAAGCCCUAUGAGUGACUUGUUCACUAAGGGUAGCACUUCGGGAUUGAAGACAGGAGGAGGGAAACCAUUGUUCGGAGAGAUAUCCAAACCCAUAUUCCCACCUCCUACACUGCCUGAGCCUCGACAUUGCCUAAGUCCACGAUCACCCAGUCCUGUUCGUAGCAGAUCCGGACAGAUGCUAGCCAGGGCAGACGGCUUCAGAUCAACCAGUGCACCUAGCGCUCCUGAUCGGGCAAUUACUCGACGAAAAGCUACACUGGAAGGGUCUAUGCUGGCGAGGCAAGUGUCACCAUCCAGAGACGUGGCUGAGGACCAGACUAAGGUUAAGCGUGAAGCCGAAAAGUUGGCUGCAGAAACGCAGCCACUCAGUGAAGAUGAUGAAGACGAGCAGCUUCGCGCUGAUCUAGCUCGACCUAUCUCUCCAUCACCUUCUCUAGAUCCUUUCUUACCUCAUCAGGGCUACACUGGUGAGAGCAUGAAGCCAGGAAUACCAGGCCAAAUAGAGCUGUUAUUCCGGGAUAUCAAUACGAUGAUAGAUACAUUAGGAAUCAACUCUCGGUCGUUGUCGUCAUUCCUGCUUUAUGAAGAGUCUGCGAAAGAAAACGAUUACACAAGAUGGCUCAGAACCCUACGGAGCGAUAAAUGCUCUGAUUUACUUAACGAAAGACAGCUGUUAUCAGAAAUGGACAAGCUGCGGGUUGGUGUCAAUGCACUUGACGAAGCACUUCAGAAAGGGAGGGUGGAAGGGGUACAGGAAAUGUUUGAUCAAUGCCAGCAACUGAUCAGUAAGGAUCUAGUAAUAUUACGUGGCCAGUUUGCAAAUCUUCAAAGGACCCUCGAUGCCCAUACCGACUCAAUUGCCAUUGCAUCUGCGCCACUAACUCCGGAGCAAGCUGCACUUCAACAGGACCUUCGGAAGGCGGCAACAGACACACGUUCCAAGGUAGCUGACUUGGAACGAGACAUCUCAAUAUUCCGAGCCAAGAUCGCGGAUGCGUCCAGAUUAGCUAGUGCAGAUGGAGACCGAAAAAUGGCGCGGCCGACCGUUGAAGCAGUGACAUCCACGAUCUCCACGAUGACAAAUAUGGCGGAACGAAAGAGUGGUGACGUCGAUGUGCUAGAAGCUCAACUUCGACGAAUGGGGAUUGAUGUAUCCAGUUCUCCAGCCCCUGGGAGAAGCAGGGAAGGCUCUCCUUUCCUUACACCCGCAAAGAGGACCUCUGCCGUUCGAUUUCCUAUCACUCCUGGUUCUCAGAGCUCGCAGGAUGGCUAUGGCCGCAGCGUGUAUCAGACCCCAGAAUCUGCUGCAGCGCAGCGCUUCCGCUCAAGCUUGUUGGGGCGUAGCAGUGUCCAAGGCAAUAUUACCAGCGACAUAGUUGUUUCGGAAGACUUAGAAAACUGGCGGACUAAGACAGCUAGGCGGAAGGAAGUUGUUGGACACUUGCGAACUUCGCUAAGUAAUCGCAAGAUCAAGGUACGGGCUUUUGAUAGCUGA
Nannizzia gypsea CBS 118893 is the source of this 4392-nucleotide messenger RNA. RefSeq lists its product as hypothetical. The transcript has 3 exons. Gene Ontology annotation, cellular component: nuclear pore. Gene Ontology annotation, molecular function: structural constituent of nuclear pore; protein binding. The coding region runs from base 1 to 4392 and encodes 1463 amino acids. The record is from RefSeq and is a predicted model, not a curated record. Gene Ontology annotation, biological process: protein import into nucleus; RNA export from nucleus. NCBI's taxonomy places the organism in Eukaryota, Fungi, Ascomycota, Eurotiomycetes, Onygenales, Arthrodermataceae.